AUGGAGCCGCGGAAGCGGAGCGGCACCUGGCAGCACGGCGAGGGGACGGCCUCAGGCAAGCCGCUGCGCAAACGUGCCCAGUCGUUGGAACUGCGGCGCGCACGCCCUGAGGGCAGGAGCUCUGUCACCGUCCAGCUCACUGUAGGGCUGAGUGCUACUUCCAUUAGCAUAGAUGUGGAGAGCGCCACCACAGUGGAAAAGCUCCGCAGGAAGGUGGAGGAAGCAACGGGUAUCUCCCAGCGGGCACAGAUGCUGACUGUGGAUCAGCGGCCUUUAUCCAGUGAUGCCAACCCCAAGCUGCUGUGCGAAGUCGCACCGGAGGUGUUUCACCCGGACAGUGUGGUAGACCUGGAGGUUACAGUUUUGCGACGCUGUUCUCAAGCACAGGCUCAAUGGCUGGAUAUGCUGGAGCAAGGCGAUGAAGCAGCCCGCUCGGGUCUCUUCUCUGGAGUGGCCCGGGAGCUACAGGAGGUCUGCGACUUCACGCGUCUCUCGCGGUUUCGGCAUGUGCUCCAAGAGCACAUGAUGAACGACGCCCACAGAUACGCGUAUCACCGUCUUCGUGUUCACCUUCACCAAGAACGAUUUCCAUUCGGAGCCCACAUGUUUAGUGGCGACGUCUGCACAUGGCUCCAGCAGGAUGAGAAUUUCCUUCUGAUGGCCCUGGAGAUCAACACCCCGGCUGCGGAAGUACAGACACCGAUCCUGUUGUAUGGAGCCAGGGAGCAAAUCCAGAAGAAUCUGGACCUAGCGAAGCAGCUGGCGGGCAACUCGCGGGUAGACCCCCUGGUGCUCGCCGAUGUGGCGCCGCAGGUGCUCAAUGACCGAGAGUUCUUGCUCAUUGCGGCGACGAGGAGUGGUGCCAUCCUGCAAUUGGCGCCGCCUGAGCUGCAGCAGGACCUUGAGCUGGUGCGGGCGUGCGUCUCCCAGUCAGGGAGCGCCUUGAGGUUCGUGGCGCCAGAGCUGAAGGCGAACAAGGACAUUGUGCUCCAGGCCGUGAGCUCCACGGGCCUGGCGCUGGAGCACGUGGCCCGGGACCUCCGGGAUGACUCCGAGGUGGUGCGACGCGCAGUGCAAACCACGGGCCUGGCCUUGGAGUUCGCCUCCGACAGGCUGCACGGGGACCGCGGCGUGGUGCUGGCCGCUGUGGGCCAAGAUGGCUGCGCCAUCCAGUUCGCAGCGCCGCAGCUGAGAGAUGACAGCGAGGUCGUGAAGCAAGCGGUGCAGGCGUCAGGCCAAGCUCUGAAACACGUGUCCGAGCGGCUGCGCAACCACCGAGAGGUGGUUGUGCUGGCGGCCAAGCAGCACCCGCAGUCCUUGCAGUACGCCUCGACGAUGCUGAGAUCCGACCUCAGCACCGUGAUGGAUGCUGUGAGCGCUUCCUUUAAGGCCUUCGAGUUUGCCAGCGACGUGUUGCAGGAGAACCUCGAGGUGAUCCGCUGCGCGGCGCGGCAGCUCCUGGCCUCCCACGGCAUCUUCGUGGCCGCGGACGAGCAGCUCCCCAGCGCCAUCGAAGCCAAUGUCUUGCUGGUCUCCAAGGAGUCGGGGGUGCAUCUGCUAGCUGCUUUGCAGACGGGGCUCCUUACGAGCCGUUCCUUUGGAAUGGCCGUGGUGAGGAACGACCCGCAGAUGUACCGGAAGUUGGAGGCGCACGUGAAAGCCGACAAGGAGGUGUCCCUGGAAGCUGUGCGCCGCCUUCCGGAGCUGUUCCUAGACCUGCCCUUUCUGAGCCGCAGCGAUUUGGAUAUCCAGGUGGCCGCAGUUGGUCAGAAGCCCGAGAUGAUUAGCUUCGUGCUGAAGACAGAUGUCCAUCGAGUUCUAGAUGCACUGAAGGUGCAGAAGGAGAAGAAGCCGAAGGUGGAGUGGCCCUCGGGCGCUGUGGCCACAACCGCAAACUGA
This is a messenger RNA of Effrenium voratum, 1899 nucleotides long. The record is from the annotation of a GenBank genome assembly. Lineage: Eukaryota; Dinophyceae; Suessiales; Symbiodiniaceae.